Molecule: messenger RNA, 1368 nt
Organism: Lecanosticta acicola
Lineage: Eukaryota; Fungi; Ascomycota; Dothideomycetes; Mycosphaerellales; Mycosphaerellaceae
Source: the annotation of a GenBank genome assembly
AUGCCCCUCCAAAUCACCAUCAUCGGCGCCGGCCUAGGAGGACUAUGCGCGGCAUUCCGUCUCGCCCGAGACGGUCACAACGUCACCCUCUACGAGCGACGCCCCCAAUUCGAGCCCCGUGGAGGCGGCAUCAUGAUCCGGCCCAACGCAACGAGAUUCCUCCUGCAAUGGGGUCUCGAGAAAGACUUCGAAGCCAUCUCCGACAACGCGGGAGCGACGAAUUUCCGCAAUGGAAGUGACGGCGAAUUACUGAUGAAGCGACAAGUCAUGACCUCUUCGGCCGGUGGGUAUCCCGAUUGGGGAACGAACCGGGUGGAGACGCAGAAAGCGCUCUGUAGGAGGGCAUUGGAAGCGGGAGCCAGGUUUGAGUUUGGAAUCGGUGUGGAGGAUGUGUAUGAUUCACAUGAGAAGGCUUCGGUGGUGCUUUCUACCGGCAAGACCGUUCAGGCGGAUCUGGUACUGGUGGCUGAUGGUGUGCUUUCGAGAUUGCGACCCAGAGUCAUAGGUUCUUCUCCGGAGCCGAUCUUGGGCCGGUCGACUUUACAUCAGACUGUUGUUGAUGGAGAGGACAUGCGAGCGGAUCCGGACGCCAGGGGGCUGGUUCAGAGCACGGAUCUUGAGGUUUCGAUGAUGCGACAAGGCGGACCCUAUGUCGUGAGUCGGUACAAGCAGGCUCUGGAUGUCUAUGGUGGAGUCUAUGGACUUCCGGAGGCCGACGAGAAUCCUAGGCUAUACGACGAGGUACGGAGACUCUUCACUUCAAAGCUGAUGGGAUUUACAGUGAGACUGACAAAGCAUUAGCAUGGCGAUCUCGAAAUGGUCCGCAGACACUACGUCAACUACGACGCGGCCACCCGAGCCGCGCUGAAACUGGCAAAGUCCUGUGAUCGAUGGCGCCUGACAGAAAUGCCAGACCUCCCGUCAUGGACCAGCAAACACGGCCGUCUCAUCCUCCUCGGCGACUCCGCACACGCCAUGUUCCCCUCGGCAGCUCAAGGCUUCUCCCAGAUCGUCGAAGACGUAGCCGCGCUCUCCCAUCUUCUCUCCCACCACUUCGGAUCUCUCGGUUUCCCGCGCCUGACGCAGGUCUGGCAGGAAGUCCGGAUCCCGCGAGUCAACCGCAUCAAAGCCUGGGCGCACGCGAAUGAUCGCAUCUAUAGCCAGGGAGACCAAUCUUCACCAGAGGGAGGGAAUCCGAUGGCCGCGGAGAAGAUGUCGUCGUCGUCGUCGCAAGGCGUGAGCAGGGAUCGGGAUGCGCCGUUUCGCACCUCGCGGUUUAUGAGGUGGGCUUUUGGUUACGAUGCUGUUGACGAGGUGGAUCAGUAUCUCUUGGAGAAGCCGAAGGUAGCAGUAAAUGCGAAAUUGUGA